GCCACCUGACAUCCUGGACCCUCCAGCUCCACCAGGCCAAGCAGGAAUUCCAAACCUGUUUUUCCAGCAGCUCUCAUGCCCCUGGCCACAGUGAGUCACCCUCCCCACCUGCCAUGCCCACCAAGUCACCACCCUGUCACCAAGCCCUGAGCUCUGCUUCCCAAGGCCCCUGGAAGCACCUUCCCCCAAGCUGCCCAUGCCUCUCACUGUGACCCAUGGACACAGAGCCUUGGAGCUGGAGGAAACCUCUCUCUGGGUGGGGGCCUGGACCUUUGGGUCACCUGCCUUGGCAAGUGAGACUUCACACGUCCCCACCAAGCUCCAGCCAGGGCCAGGCACCAGAUGCAAAUGUGGGGCUUCCCCAGGGGGCUCCUGCGCGCACCCCUCCUGGUUUCCAAAGGCACCACCAGAUAACCCCUCCUGUAGGUGGAUCCUCCAGGCCCCGGCACUGUGUCAGGGAGAGCCCGGCCAGGAACAUUCGCAGGAGAUAUUUGCUGGGAUCCCCGGCAUCGGAGACGUGGGGCUCAGCAAGGGAGAGAUGCCAGGAGGAAAGGCCAGAGGGUCUGUCUCAAGCCCAGGCCUGACUGGCCCCAGUACCCACGGUGCUCCAAGAGCCUCAGCCCAGCCCAGGACCACCCUCCCUGGAACUGGCCCUGCCCUUCCCUGGGCCUGUUGUUGUCUGUUCAUCAGCCAUGUGGCAGCGGCGGCAGGAGGCUGGGCCCAGGGCUGACCUCCAUCUGUGCCCCUGCUCCCACUCAUCUUCAGCCUGGCCAGGGCAGGGGCAAAGCAAGUCUGUGGGCCCCUCCGCACCACUCAGGUGGGUGCUGCCCAGUACAGGCGAGUGGCAGAGCGCGCUGGGCUGAGCAGGUGGAUGGGGGCCCCAAGAGGUGGGCUCCUGCGCUAGGCGGUGGGUGCUCAGAGACCCCGUCUCCAGGAAAAGAAAGUCCCUCCUGUGAGUAUAAAGAGGGUGAAGGUGGGGACUGGCCUCCACUCAACGGGCAGCAGACCAAGAACCUGCUUUGAGGCCCUGGGUGCUGGGGCCCAGCCCCAAGGAGUUCACGGUUUUGGGGAGACUGGAGCUAGGACACCUAGAGCAAUAGUUACAAAGUGGCCGGGAUGGCGCUGCCCCCAACGUAGCAGGAGGGGCCUGGAGAGUGGGGGAAGGAAUCCCACGGAGAGGGCUCCUGGGGCCCUGCAGGGUGGGAGGUAGGGCUGGUAGAGACCAGGAGGGCUCAGUCUCUCCCCGCACAACGAAGGGUGGAGUUGCUGCCUCCACAGCCCGGGCCUUCCGCCCACAGGGCUCCCCAGGCAACUUCGAGGACCGGGUCCUCACAGUCCUCACUCUGUCCAGUGCUCACCUCACUGCUGCCCCAGCUGCCCUCCCUGCCUCGGAGUGGCCUCUGCCUCUGCCUCUGCCUCACACACCCCAUCAGCCCACAGCCGCCCCAAGCCCUUGCAGCUCAAGGACCUUCCGCAUCCCGGGCAGCAACCCUGAGCCCAGGGCCAGGAGGGUAGGACCAGCGCCUGCUCUUCCUCCCUCCCCCGCCCUGGGCACCCACGGGCACCCACGGGGCACCUGGCACAGGCUGCAACGCUAUUGAGGGAACUAUGGGGGGAAUGCAGGGACAAAGACACAGGAUGGUGAUGGAUGGUGGGGGGUGGGGGGCGGAGGGUAGCGGGUGGCAGGUCAGAGACAAAGUGACGCAGGAACAGACAGCAGCGAGAGAACAAGACCCACAGAAACAGAGAAGUGAAAGCAGGAGAGAUGGAGGCGCAGCGGCAGGAACAGCAGGGCCAGGAAGCCACUGGGCCCCGUUGCGGAGGGCAGACCUCUGCCUCGGGGGCGGGCAGCAGAUGCAGUGCCCAGCGACAGCCAGGCUGGUGGGUGUGGGCCAGGCAGGGUGGGGCAGGUGCCCGUCCUGGGCUGACGCUUACACAGAGCCCUGCGGAAUGCCGCUGGCUGGCGGACUGCCCACCCCCGCCCAGCCCGUGCCUAUAAGGCCUCAGCAAUGCAGGAGCCUGCACUGCUCCCAGACGACAUCAGAGAUGAGGACAGUAUUGCUGCUCCUUGCAGCCCUGGCCGUGGCUACAGGGCCAGCCCUUGCCCUGCGCUGCCACGUGUGCACCAGCUCCAGCAACUGCAAGCAGCCUGCGGUCUGCCCGGCCAGCUCUCGCUUCUGCAAGACCAUGAACACAGUGGAGCCUCUGAAGGGGAAUCUGGUGAAGAAGGACUGUGCGGAGUCGUGCACACCCAACUACACCCUGCAAGGCCAGGUCAGCAGCGGCACCGGCUCCAUCCAGUGCUGCCAGGAGGACCUGUGCAACGAGAAGCUGCACAACGCUGCACCCACCCGCACCGCCCUCGCCCACAGUGCCCUCAGCCUGGGGCUGGCCCUGAGCCUCCUGGCCAUCGUCUUAGCCCCCAGCCUGUGACCCUCCCCCCAGGGAAGGCCCCUCAUGCCUUUCCUUCCCUUUCUCUGGGGAUUCCACGCCUCUCUUCCCCAGCCGCAACGGGGGUGCCAGGAGCCCCAGACUGAGGGCUUCCCCGAAAGUCUGGGACCAGGUCCACGUGGGCAUGGAAUGCUGAUGACUUGGAGCAGGCCCCACAGACCCCACAGAGGAUGAAGCCCCACCACAGAGGAUGCAGCCCCCAGCUGCAUGGAGGGUGGAGGACAGAAGUCCUGUGUAUCCCCGGAUUUCACACUCCUUCUGUUUUGUUGCCGUUUAUUUUUGUACUCAAAUCUCUACAUGGAGAUAAAUGAUUUAAACCAG
Molecule: messenger RNA, 2772 nt
Organism: Pongo pygmaeus (Bornean orangutan)
Lineage: Eukaryota; Metazoa; Chordata; Mammalia; Primates; Hominidae
Gene: LY6D
Product: lymphocyte antigen 6 family member D
Exons: 3
Coding region: 1609-2433 (274 amino acids)
Biological process (GO): lymphocyte differentiation
Cellular component (GO): cell surface
Source: RefSeq, a predicted model, not a curated record